UUCCGAGACCAUCUUUCUCGCAUCCGCCAAAGCGAGUUCUUGAAGGCAUUAGGUAGAACCAGAGAGCUUGAGCAGCGUCGGCCGUCAACAAUGGCAGUAUGGCUAGUCGAGGAAGAGAUCGUCGGCAGCAGGACGAACCCUAGAAUCGCUUUGCUUAUUUUUGUUUGUGUUCCUGUCAAUUUGGUUUCUCUUCGAGGUGCUGCUGGUGCGAAAUUGAGACAACGGCGUUCCGGUGAUGCCACAGACGCGGGACAGGAAGGAAUCUCAGGGAGCUGUGGGGGUGCUGCACUCUACAUUGCUGCUUAUGCUCAUGGUUGAAAACCUUCUUCUGAAGAUAUUGCAAGUGGGCAACCAACCGGAGAAGCAAGGUUUUUGAGAGGGACGGAAGAACGCUUAGUUGCACUGCAGUACUAUUAGUCCAUCCAAGGCUCAACAAUAAUCCUAGAUGGAAGAAAUUCUCAUGAACUUGGUUCCUCAAACGAAGAGACAAUGCUAUGCAAACUAAUCAAGGGUACGAGAGGAUGAAACUGGAAGAUGAGGAGGGCAUCAUUCUUUGAUUCUUCACUUGUUACUCACAAUCAGGUGCUCGAAGCUACACGACUUUGUAGGGAGAAAUUUAGGUAUUGUGCUCAGUGAUUACUCUGUAUAAAGUACUUGAUCAAUGUGCAUUGUGUGUUCAUCAUUUACAACGCCGCUGAUUCUACCAUGUAAUGAAUUACAGCAAUGAAGCCAUAUCUGGUUGUGAUAAAUUGAAUAUUCAUUCUGAUAAGUCAUGUUGUAUCCAUCCAUGUAAGCGUUCUUUGAUUUGGUGAGUGCCAACCAAUAGCUGAAGAGUAAAUUGAAGGUCUAUACACAAGUUCCAUUAUGUCAGGCUGCUCCACAGUGACAGUAAGUCAGUGAUGCACCUGAAAAGGUGGAUGCAGCUUUUCGUGAGUCAUUCAAAGCAAUCACCACUGACAUCCAACAGAUUCGGUUAAAUGGCCUAUUGCCUGGAACACCCUUUGGCAGCGUUCCCUACACAACAUUGACACAUACCAGCACCAUAUUCCACCAAUAAUCCUUCCAUCAUUUCCAGCAUUCCUGCAAGAUGAGUCACCAGAUAUACCAUCUCCUUCCAUUCAUUAGCCACUGAAUCAUGGGGAAUAGGGAUUUCAAGAGCCAUUUUGCAUAGUCACAGCCACAGAACAGAUGGUUCAUUGUUUCAGUAUCUGCACUACACAACACACAUUUAUAUUCAUUGAUCACCCCCCACUCCUUAACAGGUUCAGUUAUUUAACUGAAUCCUCUGCUACUUUGCAAUUUGAUCCUGCUUUGGAUUGUGUCGGGGUACCUAGGAAAGAAAAAAAAAGGCUCAUCAUGAUAACACACGCAUUGGACAACAUUGUUUGACUAUGUCUGCCGGGGCAUGAAUGCAUGCUUACUCCUUCCAAAUUAAAAAAUAAUAAUCAGGUUGUUUAUGUUGCUUAAUGCAGGUCCACGAAACUAGUAACACCAGUUCUGAAGUCACCAACCGGGUAUAUUAGUAUGCUAUGCACAUAUGCUUGUGUCGUGUGCACCGAUAACCUACGGUGGGCACGCUUGAGUACCAUCUUCAUCAGCUUCGCAUUUGAGAGGUCUCGAGUGCAGGGUCUGGUUCUUGGGUGUGGGAAAAGAUAUUAAGAACCAGAGGUGUGGUCACUGAUGACCUACGGAUGUGCCCCGGGGGAGGGAUGAUAAUGAGAAGAUGCGGGAUGCAAUCAGGCCUCGACAUGAAAAAGUGAGCUGGCGGUUUACUCCUCCCCGGAUCAGUCUAAACUCUUGGGUCAGAUUGGACUGACAAUCACAGCAGCGCAGUGGCGAACCUUUAGCUCCAGUUUGUUUCCUUGUUCUACUCAUCGUUGGUCUUCUAUUUGGUUUAGAAGUAGUUAGAAUAGGUGCCCAGGUUCUACCAUGAUCUCACUUUUAAUCUCUCGACUAAAGGGUAUCCAGGCCCCAAUCUGUUUCCUUGUAGUUUGAAUUGGUCGAGUUGGAUUAGGACUGACUCUAAGGCAAGACCCGGGCAUGUAAAAGGUGGCUUAUAUAUAAGUUCAUUGUUCCCAACUCCCAAGCCUAGCCGUCUUCCUGCAUCCGCAAUGGCUUCC
Messenger RNA from Linum tenue, 2120 nucleotides. NCBI's taxonomy places the organism in Eukaryota, Viridiplantae, Streptophyta, Magnoliopsida, Malpighiales, Linaceae. The record is from the annotation of a GenBank genome assembly.